AUGUACUCACGUAGAUCCCUCUCUUCCUCAGACAAGGAUGGCAAUUCUACCGCAAGCUCGUCAUCUGAUAUUUCGAUCCUUGUCCAUAUUCCAGAAGAUGAACGGCCUCAUGCGUCUCUUCAACCCGGUGUCAUCCACCGGGCUCCACCAUCUCCCCAGCAUAAUCAUGCCAACGGGCAAAACCACACCUUCAUAAGCCCAGCAUCCAGCAUUGACCUGGGCAUCAUCAUCGACCUGAUGCAUAUCACUGAGUGUUGA
Messenger RNA from Letharia columbiana, 258 nucleotides. RefSeq lists its product as uncharacterized. The record is from RefSeq and is a predicted model, not a curated record. The coding region runs from base 1 to 258 and encodes 85 amino acids. NCBI's taxonomy places the organism in Eukaryota, Fungi, Ascomycota, Lecanoromycetes, Lecanorales, Parmeliaceae. The transcript has a single exon.